Messenger RNA from Darwinula stevensoni, 2501 nucleotides. The record is from the annotation of a GenBank genome assembly. Lineage: Eukaryota; Metazoa; Arthropoda; Ostracoda; Podocopida; Darwinulidae.
AUGCGAAAGAAAAAAGUUUCGAACGACGAAGUCGUCUUCCAAAAGUCGACCUCGAUUCGUCCUCUAGUCCUGCUGUCCGGGCCGCUCGCGCAGCUGUACUCCCACAAGAGCGUGGGCCUGGUCGCGAGUGUGACGAUGGUCCUCGGCCUCGCCCUCUCCUCCCUCGUCGAUCGGGGAUGGCAGCUCUUCUUCACCUACAGCGUCCUCUGCGGCUUGCCGAUCGGCUUGCUGAACGGGGUCAGCUUCCUCCUGGUGAAUCGGUAUUUCAAGAAGCGGCGAGGGAUGGCGAACGCCAUCUACACCGCCGGGGGACCCGCGGCCCGCCUCGUCCUCCCGUUCGUCCAGCAUUCCACGAUCGAGCGAUACGGAAUCCGCGGUUCGACCCUGCUCUUCGCCGGGAUCUCCGCUCACACCAUCUGCUGCUCCCAGCUCUUCUCCCCCGUCGAGCGCGCGAAACGCCCAGGCCCCCACGCCCGCCAGCUGAAGCGCACGGACACCAGCACCAGCAACCUCAGCGUCCACCCGCAGAGCCUCGGCGAGGCGCUCCACCGCGUCUACGCCCUCCUCGAGUUCCGCCUCCUCGCCGAUCCCCUCUACCUCAACGUCCUCUUCACGGAAUGCGCCUACUGGACCGCUUACUUCAACUUCGGCUAUCUCGUCCCCAUCAGCGUCCAAGACGCCGGACUGGAACAGUCGGAGGCCGCCAUCCUCCUCACGGUCCUCCCGACCCUGGACCUCGUGGCAAGGCUCGUGGCCCCUUCCCUCACCGACAAGUGGGUGGCGCCCCAGAAGGCAUACUUGGGCGGGAUGUUCUUGCUCUUCGUCGCCAUCACAGUUUUCCCUCUGAUGACAAGUUUCAACGGGAUGAUCGCGUGCGUGGCGGUGGCCGGGAUCGGCUGCGGAUGCUUCGUGGGCAACUCCGGCCUCGUCCUGGUCGACUACUUCGGGCUGGAGAAGCUGUCCUCGUCCUCGGAUGUUUAUCCAUCCAAGCUGGCUGAAGCGGGGGACCGGGAGCUACACCUGGAGUUACUUCACGCUCUCGGGUCUGCUGGGGAUCUCGCUGUGCGCUUGGGGGCUCCAGCCGCUCCUGCGGUGGCGGCGGCGGAGGGAGGGCGGGAGCCAAGCCGAGCCCUCGCUCGUUACGAGAUCCCCUCGUCACGAGGUCGCGUCGUUACGAGAGAGACGUGGGAAAUGAACUGCGGGAGCGCGAGUGCGGCGUUCGUGGGCGUGACCUGCGGCGUGUGCUGGGCGGCGCGUCGGGCGUGCGACGCCGGGGUCCGCAGUCCCUUCCUGCGGCUGCUGCUCAACGAAUUCAUCGCCACCUUCGAGCUUUGCUCGUGCUGUUACGAGUUGUCGACCGUGGCCGACGUGUACGGCGCCUGGCCGUACGGCGUGGGGCUGUUCCUCUUGGUCCUAUGGUGGACGAGGGAGUGGGGGGAUGCCACGGCGUGUCCGUACUUUCACUUCGCGGAUUACCUGAAGGGGAAGGCGAGGGCGAGGGAUGCGGCCGUGAAGGUCGGGGUGCAGCUGCUGGCGGGGUGGACGGUGUUUAGGUACGUGUGGAGGUUCUGGAAUUUGGAGCUGAGCCCGGAGCACUUCGCGAAAGCUCGCGAGGAGAUUUGCACGGCGGAUUUGCAGGUCGGCGUGUGGACGGGGACGGCGAUCGAGGCGACGGGGACCCUCGCCUGCUGCCUCCUCUCCCUCCUCCUCCACGAACACGAGCCGCGAUUCGCGUCCGCCAUCGAGUCCUUCAUCUCCACCUUGCUCGUCUGCCUCGCGCUGAACUACUCUGGCGGCUACUACAACCCAGUCCUGGCGACCUCCCUCAAGCUCGGCUGCGAAGGUCACACGAUCGCGGAGCACGUCCUCGUCUAUUGGGUCGGGGCGACGGCGGGGUGCCUCGCGGCGUUCUUCGUCUUCGACAGUCCCGUCAUGGCCGGCUUCAAGGUCGGGGCGGGGAGGGAUAAGGCAGAGUGAUUCCGUCGUGGACGGCUGCUGGAUUAAGCACAGAAAGGAUGGUGAUUCCGCCCAGCAAGGAUGAAGCUCAUCGCAUCAUCCAUCGCACACGCGUGACGGGAAAGAGUCGAGGCUGGCCGGAUUCUACGGUGGACUUUGCGCCGACAACCGUCGGCGGACGAAGCGGGAAGAGUGCGACUGGCGGCCGUCUCUGCCGAGUGCCAUCUUAACGUUUAUUGUUGCCAUUCGAUUGUGUACCGUAAAUAACUAUGCGUGCGAUAGAUUACGACUCUCGUGUUAUCGUCCAGCUUUUAAAAAUUCCUUCGGGGUUCUCUACCGCAAUCACGGUCAAUUUUCUGUCGUUGCUUUCUUUCGUUUCGGUGCGCUUGGGGACUCUCGCAGGAGUUGCGACAGGGCAAAAGAUAAAUUGUUUUCAUUUUUUUUAAAUUCUAUUUCGUAUAUCUGGCACGUGCAUCGGAUUCUCCGCCGACCUGGGCAAGGAACCAGAGAAGCAAGUCAGAAAUGGAUUAAUUUUUUUUUUUCUA